UGUGGAGUGGUGUUCCUGCUCUGCUGAGGCUGGGCCCUUCCAGUGAGCCAGCCCCAGUGAGCUCUUGUCCUUUGCUGUUGCUUCUGGACUCUGCCACAACAGCCACAGGAGGUGUUCUCCCUCUUUCCACGAGCAGGAGUUGACUUCCCACCUGACCCUGUGGUUCGGGACUUCGAGAAGAUGAUCUCAUACAGCUGAACCAGUUGGACCAGUGGGCGAGGACUGGUGCCCGGGCUGGCUGCAGUGGGGGUGGUGAGGCAGCUGUGUCACCAGGACAGGAGGGCAGGGGCAGGACGUGCCAGGCUCCAGCACACACAGGGCUCUGCUGCAGCAGCUCCAGCCCGGGACAGCCACGAGCAGCUCCUGCACCUGACAUCGGGAGAUGGACCCCCGGAGAGGGCAAGAGCCUGUCAGCGUGAUGGGGGCUGUGCUGGGCAUCGGGCUGGCCUUGCUGAUCCUGGUGGUUUUCAGCUACACCUUCAUCCGCUGGUACCAGAGGGGCCAGCGCUGGCACCGGCCUGACUUUGUCUUCAACCUCUACCACACGCGUGGGGUGGGGUCACUGGCAGUGGAGCUGCUGCCCCCGUUCACCAUCAGUGGCUCUCUGGACACCGCAGGCAGUGGCUACAAACCCUUCCACACCCGGGGGCUGUGAGGAGGGGGCCGGGCUGCUGAGCAGGACAGCUGGGGUUGGAAGGGACCUCUGGAGACCACCUGGUCCAAACUGGCACCUGGAAGUACAACACAGGAGUGCAUCCAGGAGGAUUUUGAAUGUCUCCAGAGGGGGAGACUCCACGCUCUCCCUGGGCAGCUCCUCCAUCUGCUGCACAGCCACAGCUCUCUUGCUGCCCUUCCCUGGCCAUGGGCAGCACAGGAGGUGCCUGGGGCUGGCACUGGCACAGCCUCCCCUUGCUUGGGAUGGAGGAAUAGGAAUCCCAGGCUCCCUCAGCACUCAUCCCAGAGAAAACAGCCACCUUCCCAUGGCUCAGGGACCCUCCAGCCCUCGGGACCAGCCACCUGCAUGCCCAGGAGACCUGGGACUGUGAGUGCAGGGCACCAGCUAAGGAGGACAGCCAGGAGCCCCAGGACUGGGUGGCUGGGUUUGUGCAACUGUGGAAAAUGCUGUGAAGAGAUGGGAAAUCUGCUCCAGGCCCCCUCCUCGCUCUGGUAUCCAGACCAAUGUGGGAGUUUGUCCCCAGUAGGGCAAGCAAACAUCUCAGAAAGCCCCUGUGAGUGACUCAUGCUUUCACCUGAAAAACAUGCUCCCCGAGGAGGCUUUCCACCAGCAGUUUUCAUGGGACUAUCCCACCGUGAAGGUUCUUGGAAACUGAGUGACUCUUUGGAAAAACUUCCCUGCGAUCUGGCAGCAGUCAAGUGUGUAGCCCACGUAUCUGUGUGUUGUGAAAGGUCUGGAUGUCAUCGGAGGAUGUCACCAGAGCUGUGGACGUCAGCUGGAGGAGCCCAGUGCUGGCCAGAGGAAGGG
Molecule: messenger RNA, 1483 nt
Organism: Myiozetetes cayanensis
Lineage: Eukaryota; Metazoa; Chordata; Aves; Passeriformes; Tyrannidae
Gene: SMIM35
Product: small integral membrane protein 35
Exons: 9
Coding region: 383-655 (90 amino acids)
Source: RefSeq, a predicted model, not a curated record